Molecule: messenger RNA, 4013 nt
Organism: Engraulis encrasicolus (European anchovy)
Lineage: Eukaryota; Metazoa; Chordata; Actinopteri; Clupeiformes; Engraulidae
Gene: stag3
Product: cohesin subunit SA-1
Exons: 32
Coding region: 129-3854 (1241 amino acids)
Biological process (GO): sister chromatid cohesion
Cellular component (GO): nucleus; cohesin complex; chromatin
Molecular function (GO): chromatin binding
Source: RefSeq, a predicted model, not a curated record
CCCGCUCUUGUUCAUCUCCUGAGGUAAACAGGAGGAGACUUGCGAAGCUGAGAGUUCGCUCAAGAGACUCAACUUCUGGUUAAAUACAGAUUGUUUGCACAGUCAGCUGACAAAUUCAUCCUUUUACAAUGGAAAUAGAACAGAUGCCAGAGUCCUUCUUGGAAAGUUCUGAGGAGGAGUCCUGUGAAGACCUGUCUGGGUCAGGGAGUGACUUUGAAGUAUCAAUCAAUCACAAGAAGAGGAUGAAACUGACAGCACCGGACAAUGAAACACUGGCACGCAAGAGGCCCAGACGAAACAUGUCAGAGCAGUCGAGCAGUCAGGGCUCCAGCAUAACGCCCCCGGCGAGCACUCCCUCCCCUGUGCAGAAGGGGCCCAGCAGACGGCCCAAACGGCAGCAGCAGAAGAGGGGGGAGCAGCGAGAGGGGAGAGGAGCCCAGCACACCGCUGAUGGGAGCCUGUAUGAAGCAGUCAAGUCUGGCCGCAGCGCACUGGGGACGGUGGUCUCUGAGUGGCUGGAGAGCUACAAGAAGGAGCAGGAGGCGGGGCUUCUGGAGCUCAUCAACUUCCUGGUGCAAUGCUCCGGGUGCAAAGGCAGAGUGAGCAAGGAGAUGCUGUUGGACAUGGAGAAGAGUGAUAUUAUCUGCCAGCUGACCCAGGAGUUCAAUGAGGAGUCUUCGGGGUAUCCUCUGUCCUUGGUGGGUCCCGAGUGGCGGCGCUUCCGCGAGAGCCUGUGUGAGUUUGUGUGUCAGCUGGUGCGCUGCUGCCAGCACAGCCUGCUGUACGACAGCUACCUCUUCAGCCACGUGGUGCAGCUGCUCAUCGUGCUGGCCGACUCCCAGGUGCGCGCCUUCAGGCACACCAGCACCUUCAUCGCCGUGAAGCUGAUGAGUGCGGUGAUUGAGGUGGCGGUGACGUUGUCGUCUCAGAUCGAGGUAACCAAGCGCCGACUCGGCCUGGAGAAGAACAAGGAUGCCAAAAACAGAGCCAGCCAGAAAGUAGAAGAGCUGGAGCUCUCUUACAAUGAGCUGUUGGAGCAGCAGAGUGAGGUGGGCUCCAUGGUGAAUGCCAUCAUGAAGGGCGUGUUUGUCCACCGCUACCGGGACCUGGUGCCUGAGAUACGGGCCGUGUGCAUCGAGGAGCUGGGCCGAUGGCUGGUGUCCAACCCCGCCACCUACUUCAACGACAGCUACCUCAAAUACCUGGGCUGGAUGCUGUAUGAUAAGCAACCCCUGGUGCGUCUGCGCUCUGUGAAGGCCCUGCAGGAGCUGUAUAAGGAGGAGGCUUUCAUCAGCCGCCUGGAGCUCUUCAGCGGCAGGUUCAAGGAAAGGAUGCUGAAUAUGGCGUUGGACAAAGACCCAGAGGUUGCAGUGGAGGCGGUCAAGUUACUGGUUCUCAUUAAUCAGAACACUGAAAGCGUUCUGGCAGAUGAGGAGCAGGCCAAGGUCUACUCCAUGGUGUUUGCCGCUCACAGGGGCCGCGCCUCUGCAGCCGGCAGCUUCCUCUACCAAAUAUUGUGCAAAGAGGUGGAUGGGCUCGUGGAGGAACGCAACGGAGCGUUUUUCAGCUUCCUGAUAAACUUCCUGAUAAACAGCCAGUAUAAUGGUCGAGGGGAAUACUUGGUGGACAGCCUGUGGGAUGUGGCGGGGGUGGAGCUGAGAGACUGGGAGACCAUGACAUCUCUGCUGCUGAGGGACACGGAGGAUGAGGAAGGUGAGCGGGAUAAAUACGAGACUGCUCUGAUAGACCUUAUGAUGGCGGCUGUCAGGCAGGCAGCAGAGGCUACCCCGCCGGAGAGAAGGACACAGGGGAAAAAGAACCUCAGCAUGAAAGAAAAGAAGAUCCAAACCCAGGACAGAAGACGAAUCACCGCCCAUUUCAUUCCUCUUCUUCCACAGCUCCUGGCAAAGUACUCAGCAGAUGUGGAGAAAGUGAAGUAUCUGCUGAGAGCUCCGCUGUCCUUUGACCUUGACGCCUACAGCAGUAAUACGACGAAGAGUCUGGACCGGCUGCUGAGUCUGGUGUGUGAGAUAGUGGAGAAGCACACGGAUGAGAGUGUGCUGACGGAGUGUGCCCGUCUGUCCAUCGCCCUGUGCAGCGAGCGCUACGCCUUCUCCAGCCGCGCUCACAGGGCCUUCAGCCAGAUGCUGGACACGCAGGUGGAGCGUUUCAGCGCCGUGCACGAAGCCCUGCUGCAGGGUACUGCUGAUGAAGAUGAUCUAUACACGGCUACUGCUUCCCUCAAGAGGAUCUCUGUCUUUGUCAGUAGCAUGGAUGUCAGCUCUUGGAAGUUGUUGGAUCAGUGUUUCGCCCUACUGAAGUCAACUGAGAGUUUUGACAGCGAGCUCAUGGUUCACGCUUUGGCUUGCUCAGCCUUUCACCUCCUGUGGGAAGGGAAGAAGAUGAUGGAGUAUGACUUAACCACCACAAGCAACAAGGCGGGAGUGAGGAGACUGAAGAGCGAGUUGAAAACCUUCUUCGAUGUGUGCCGGAACUGCCUGUCUUAUGAACAUGCCGAAGUCAGGGAUCAGGCCUUCCUGGUGCUGUGUGAUGUGCUGCUGGUCUUCUGUGGGGAUGUGAUGAGGCAGAGGCCUGAGCUGAAGCCGCUGGCCAUGAAUCCUGGAGACGCGCUGCACACUGAGCUGGCCUCCUUCUUGAUGGACUACGUCUUCAAUGGCUAUGAUAACAAUGCAGGAGAGGAUGAGGAUGAGGAUGAGGAGAAGGACGAGGAGAAAUACAAGGAGGAGCAGAUGAGGAAGAUGAAGGCGCUGCAGCUGAGGCGUAAGCAGCUGUCUGGCUACUGCAAUCUCAUCCUGUGCGGCGUGCUGGACUUCCAAGCCGCCUCCGACAUCUUCAAGCACUACAGCAAGUUCAACAAAGACUACGGCGACAUCAUCAAGUGGAUGCUGAGUAGGACCAAGUUCAUCUGUCCAGUGGAAAGUGCGAAGACUGUGUGUCUCAGCCUUCAGCAGACCUUUUCUUCAAUGAUAGAGGAGCAGCAUACCCGUCAGGACUUCACAGAGCUGAGAGAGCUGGCCAGACUCUUCGCCAUGAGCUUCGGCAUCAACCCCAUGCUCAUCCGCAAGCCUCUUCUCUCCUUCCACCAGCAAGGUAUUCACUUCGCUCUGCAAGGCCCCCAGCAAGAGGACGCUCCACCGCCCAACCUGGCCUUCCUGCAAGUUCUCAGCGAGUUCAGCUUCAAACUCAUCCAACAGGACCGUAUGCAGCUGUUGGAGUAUGUGAAGGACAAGGCAGGCCCCUUGAAGAGCCAGUGGCUCCUGAUGUACCAGCGCUCGCUGCAGUCUGGCCUCUCCAGUGUGGCGCAGUCCCCCAGAGCCAAACGCCGCCGCUCCACCUCCGCAACACCAGCAGGUUCAGUGAGGGAGGGCUCGUGGCUGGGCGACAGCAGCAUCAGCCAGAUGCCGACUCCGGCGCUGACGUCCACAGUGAUGAGGAGGGGGGAGGCCCAGCUGCAGCAUCAGGACGGGGACCGAAACCAGGACCGGAACCAGGCGGAGGGAUCCUUCACCUCCCCAGCGCCCGGCAGCCAGGGAGCAGCAGACUCUGAGGACGACUUUGAGGAGAGUUUUCUGCAACGCAAGACUCAGUCCAGCAGGAGACGCCUGGCUCCCAGCGUUUCGUCUGAGUCUGCCGACGUCACCUCUCAGCUGGAUCUGCUGAGUAUGAUUGAGGAGGAUCGGGAGGACAAUGACAUCCAGGAGGAGGAGGAGGAGGAGGAGGAAGAGGAGCCGGAGAUCGAAGAGUAUGAGGAAUACUCUGAUGAUGACUCUGUUGCACUGCCAACAAAUCGCUUCUCAUCCAAUCCCACUUCCUUGGAGACUCUCUUUGACUGAUGCUCGAGGAGGGACAGGACCAAGAUGGAGUUCAUUGGAGCUUUUUUGUUGUUGUUUGAAAGAGUUAACUUAUGUGCAAUUCUGAAGGCAACGUCUGUUUCUUCUCUUUGCCUCUGAUAUGUGUUUGUGUUAAAUAAAUAUUCAGUUUUGGAAGCAAAA